Messenger RNA from Mesorhabditis spiculigera, 531 nucleotides. NCBI's taxonomy places the organism in Eukaryota, Metazoa, Nematoda, Chromadorea, Rhabditida, Rhabditidae. The record is from the annotation of a GenBank genome assembly.
AUGACGAACACCACGAAGCCGCCGUCGAUUUUUAAAAGCAUUGAAGCGCUACUAUCGGCUCCUCCAUCCCCAGCUACGACCCCGCAUUUUCUCCAGAAAACCUCGCCCAACCCGCGGAUCCCUUUCUCGUGCCCAGAAUGCAACAAGACGUUCGUGACACAGCUGGGGCUUCUGAAGCACGGGAAGAGCCACGAGGAGACGCACGUCUGCCCGCAUUGCACCAAGCAGUACAGGUCCGUCGGUGCGCUGAAGAUGCACAUCAAAACGCACACGUUGCCGUGUGCCUGCAAUCAUUGCGGGAAGUCAUUCUCGAGGCCGUGGUUGUUGAAGGGGCAUCAGCGGACACAUACAGGCGAACGACCUUUUACCUGUUCGGAAUGUGGGCGUAGUUUUGCCGAUCGGAGCAAUUUACGGGCCCAUCUAUUAACCCACAAAACCAUCAGGAAAUUUCGGUGUCAAUUCUGCGCCGCCGCGUUCGCCCGAUCGCACGUGAAGACGAAGCAUGAAAUUGUCUGCAACAAGCGCACGCGA